AUGCCAAACACACUGAAUUGGACUUGGGUUUGGAUUUGGGCAGGGCUGUGCCUUGUGCCCAGCCACGCCCAUUUCAUACACAUAGAUCAAGAGGAGUUUCAUACAAGCGGCUUUCCACGCCCACAUCUGCCACCGCCUUUGGAGCUGGAGCAUAUGCCACAUAUGAUGGCCAGUAAACCACUGACGCCCGCCGAAGUUAUGGUUGAUCUGACCAAUGAUCUAACGCAUCGCUUGCUACACUAUCAUUCCAUACUUAAUCGCAAUAACUUUGCCUUCUCGCCCACGGCUUUGGUCAGCGUGCUGGUGGCGCUCUAUGAAGGAUCUGCCGGACGCAGCGCCCAGGAGCUGCGCAAUGUUUUGCAAUUGCCCAACAAUCGGGAUAUCAUACGCGUUGGCUAUCGUGAUAUACACCGACGGCUGCGGACAUAUUUCUUUGGUUCAGAUAAUCCAUUGAAAGGACUGAGUUUAAGCAGAAAUAAUGUCACAGUGCUCAAGGAUUUUGAAACUGUGCUAAUGUUUUAUGGCUAUGAUCUAAGCGUGGAUAUGGUAUCAGCUAAGAUGGCAAAUCUAACUGAAUCUAUGGACAACACUAAUGCAACAGCAAGCAAUACAACAAGCGCUGAAAUGAUGGAGACUACAACAUUGAAGGAUGUGGAAGCUACAACGCUGCCGCCAAGCACUGAAGCGCCUACAACAUUGCCACCAACAACAACAACAGAUGCAGAGGAGAGCACCACAGAGGCAGAAGAAGCGACAACUACAGAGGCGCCAGUAGAGGCAGCAGCAGAGGAGCCCGCAGCUGAGGAUGAAGCUGCUGAGCUGGUUUCCGCUUUUGUAGCUGAAGAGGAUGCCGAGCCCUUUUUGCGCAUACAAAAGGCAAGGGUAUCGCGUUUGCCCACCAGCAAGCUGCAGGCGCCGCUUAAGCAUUCCAAUCCCAUAACACCCAAACCCAGUUAUUUGCCCAGCGCACGCAGCGUUCAAAUGCUGCCCAUGAUGGCGCGCCAAGUGAGUGCGCCACAUACUAGAAAGAUGAGCACAAGCUUUAGCAUACGCCAAGUGACGACGUCGACGACAACAACUACAGCAGCGCCAGCAGCAGCAACAACACGCAAACAAACUGCUGCACGCCAUAAGCGACAUGUGCUGGGCUACAAGGAGCUGGAUGCUAAUCUCUUUGUAAGUUUAUUUCCACACACUGCCCACGCAGGAUUACAUUCUCUGCCCAUACCGCCCACCGCUGGCUUUGCGCACAUUACCAACGACUUUGAGCCGCAUUAUAUAAGCGACGCCACUGAGAGCAAAACCAACUAUAAUACGGAUGUCAUUAGUCACGUCUUCUAUCUGGGCAAUCAGCAGGUGGUGCACACCACUUUUAAGGUCUACAAUGCAGUGCUGUACUACAAAUACUUUGAGCACUUGAAGCUAAGCGUGCUUGAGCUAGAACUAGAUACACCCGAGUAUAAUUUGAUGAUACUGCUGCCAGAUUAUCAUAUGGACAUAGUGGCUGCGGCGGCUUCGUUGAAACUGGGACCCACCUUGCGAUUGAUGCGCAAGCAGCUAAAGCCACGCUGGGUGCAGGCCAUCAUACCAGACUUUAAGCUACAUGGCACCAUGUUUCUGACCAAUGAUCUGCAAAAUAUGGGCAUCUGUGAUAUAUUUGAGCCAAAUCGCGCCGACUUUCGUCCCAUGACUGAUGAGAAAGGCGUCUAUGUGCGACACAUUGAGCAAUCCAUAGACGUAAACAUUCGUACGCAUCCCAUCAAUCAACUUAAGCGCAACUACGGCGCUCAAACUCAGCCCAUACAAAUCUCUGUUAAUCAUCCAUUUUUGUUUUUCAUCAUCGAUCGCGACUUGGAUGUGGCGGUUAUGUCGGGCCGCAUACUCAAUCCGCUCAAUGUGCGCAUACAGUAAGACAGACGGCUGGCUGGGGGCAUGCAACAUGCGUUGUGUGGCAAUCAAUGGUGCAAAACGAAGGUCAAAUUGCCAACUGAAAGUGAAGUUGGCGCUGUUUCCUGCAAAGUUUGCUUAGUUAACUAAAAUGUAAAUAAUGCAAAUUGCUUUUGUUUAUAUAAAAUGAUGCUCACUUUUUUC
Molecule: messenger RNA, 2091 nt
Organism: Drosophila busckii
Lineage: Eukaryota; Metazoa; Arthropoda; Insecta; Diptera; Drosophilidae
Exons: 5
Coding region: 1-1911 (636 amino acids)
Molecular function (GO): serine-type endopeptidase inhibitor activity
Source: RefSeq, a predicted model, not a curated record